Molecule: messenger RNA, 4894 nt
Organism: Anoplopoma fimbria (sablefish)
Lineage: Eukaryota; Metazoa; Chordata; Actinopteri; Perciformes; Anoplopomatidae
Gene: cracd
Product: capping protein inhibiting regulator of actin dynamics
Exons: 9
Coding region: 311-3373 (1020 amino acids)
Biological process (GO): negative regulation of barbed-end actin filament capping; maintenance of gastrointestinal epithelium
Source: RefSeq, a predicted model, not a curated record
CACAAAAGGGUCGGAGCUGAUCUGGAGGAGGAACCGCGUUACAGAGCAAGAGAGAAGACGACAGGGCAAAUUCCAGCCCUUCAGACGACUCUUUGGGAGGAAGAAGAAGAGGGAGGCGAAGGGGGGCUUUGAUGGAGCAGAGCUAAAGGCCAGCUUUUCUACCGGGGAAGUGUGUAAUGGAGUCGUUUCUGACGAUGAGGAGUCCAGUCAAAGUCUGAGGGAGCUGAAUCCCAUCGGAUCUCGAGCCCUCUCACACGACAGCAUCUUCAUCCCAGAGGAGCCGGCGGACGAGCCCGGUCCGGAUCAAACCAUGUCCCAGGAAAACGUCUCGGAUAAAGUGAGGAACCUGCAGCGGCAGAUAGCACAAGGUAUCAAGUUUGGCCAGAGGCCUCCUUCUCUGAGGAAAAGUGAGGGAGAUGAGGGAAGUUCAGAUGAGGAAGAGGUUCCCCGGAGUCCCCUGAAGGUUUUGGCCCAGGUGGAAGCCGAGCCAGCAACAACAGAGCCAAAGCAGGUCCAGGGCGCUCAACAAGCCGGACCACACAGCACUCCAGUGAGGUCACCGAGGUCCCGACGAGUUCUUCCGCCCACCGGCACCAUCGAGUCCAUCAAUCUGGACUCGGUCCCACAGUCGGGCCCUCGCUUAGACAACACCGCCGCCAAGCAUAAACUGUCCGUCAAACCCAAAAACCAGAGGGUUUCCCACAAACACCGGCGCUUCACACAGGACUUCCAAGAGGUUUCGAUUCCCGGCGCGGUGCAGGAGGACCUCGAGGCAGCAGGCGUCUCCACGGACGCCCAGCGCAGAGCAUCUGUCGAGAGCCUGGAAAGCUUCAAGAAACAGAGACUCCAUGAGGAGGAGAGACAGGAGACGAGGAGGAAGAGGGAGCUGGAGGAGCAGAGGCUCAAACAUGAGGAAGAGGAGAGGAGGAAGAGAGCGGCAGAGGAGCUGAGGAUGCGUGAGCUUGAGGAGGAGAGGUGUCGUAAACAGCAGGAGGAGGAGGAGCGAAGACUCAGAGAGGAAGGGGAGAGAAGGAGGAGGGAGGAAGAGGAGAGAAGGAUCAGAGAGGAAGAGGAAAGGAAGUGGCGAGAGGAGGAGGAAAGGAGGAUGAGGGAGGAGGAGGAGGAGAGGAGACGACUGGAAGAGCAGAGGAGGAAACAACAACAGGAGGAGGAGGAAGCGAGGAGGCAGCGGGAGCUUGAGGCCGAGAGGAAGAGGAAGCUAAGGGAGGAGGAGGAGGAAAGGAAGCAAAAGGAGGAAGCGGAGAAGCUGAGGUUGCAGGAGAUUGAGGAAAAGAAAAAGAAGGAGGCAGAGGAGAGGAUGAGGAAGGAGCAGCAGGAGGAGCUGCGCUGGAAGGAGAUGGAGGAGAGACAGAGGCCUUUCUCCUUCAAAGUGUCCUCCGGGGAAAAACAGAUUUUGUUCCAGAAGGUCCACCUGACGCCCGUCACGCCGGCGUCCAGCCACCAGAGCGGAAGUGUGUCCGAGCACAGAGAGAGCGCCAAGGCCUCCUCCUCCUCCUUCUCCUCCUCCGAGGGACCAGAGUCCCCCAACCUGCCCACGUCUCCGUACGUCCCCCACACCGCCAUCUUAGUGACAGGCGCCCAGCUCUGCGGGACGGCCGUCAAUCUGGACCAGAUCAAAGACACGGCCUGCAUGUCCCUGCUGGGUUUGGGCGACGAUAAAAGGGCGCAGGGAACACCGCCGACCAAGACCAAGACUUCACCGGACCGUAAAUCUGGCAAAACCAAAUCGCUCAACGAGUCCUCGCUCUCCCCGGACCAGUCCGUCCUGGCCGAAUGGGCGAGCAUCAGGUCCAAGAUAUUCAAGGGGGUUGAGGAGGGGAAAUACGACGAGCAACCGGAACCGAGCAAGAACCAGCCCGGCGGCGAAGACCAGCCAGCGUUCUCCCACACGAACCUCAGGAAGACCAUGUCCGCCAGCGCCAAGUUCUCCAUCACCCCUGCGAAGAAGAAGUUCGGAGAUUCAAACAGGAACUCUGAGGUGUUUGGCGCCGACGAGAAGGACGCAGGAGAGGAAGCUUCUCUGUCUGACAGCACCGCCUCGCCAUCUCCGACCAGCAAACCUCAGAACAGGACGAGCAAAACCGUCCGCAUCGCAGAGAGAGGCUCAGAGGAGUGCAUGUUCGCCAAAGACCUCCCCUCCUUCCUGGUUCCCAGCCCGGGAGCCAAAGCCGAACCGUCGGAGUCAGAGUCCGAGGCGUCCGAGAGCAGAGAGGAGGGCGAGGACCGAGGCCAGGAAGGCGACGACCAGCCCUCGCCGUUCGGCAUAAAGCUGAGGAGGACCAACUACUCGCUCCGCUUUCACAGCGAGCAGUCCACGGACAAGAGGAAGAAGCGAUACAGCGCCGGGGACAGCUUCGACGGCGUCCCCUCGCCUCUCACCCCCAUCGAGCCGGACUCCGACACCUCCUCCGUCUUCUCCGACAAAUCCACGAGUCCCACGUCGCCUCAGAGAGAAGGCCCGGCGGGCAAAUACUUACACGCCUCCCCCUCCGGCCCUCGGGCUAAACUGGGUAAAUCUACCAGCCCAACCCCACAUGGAGAAGGUGAGAAAGUGCUCUCCAAGCCACCGAUCUACCGGAGACCCACAACGUCACCAAAACCGAGCGGUGCGGUCCCCACGCCUCCGCCGUCGCCGCUACCCAAAGCUGUCCAAGGGCCUCCCAGAGAGGCCGAGAUCCAGAGGACGGAGGAACCGUCGGCGGUGGCUCAGCUUCACCGGAGCAGCCAAGGCCAGGUCCAAGUGGAGGAGGAGCCGAAGGAGAAGAGAUCCUUCUUCCCCUCCAUUAACAUCCCCUGGAGAGAGAAGACCGACAGGAAGGCAGAGCUCAUCAAGAGAGAAAAACCAUCGCUGCAGAGCAGGCACUCUCUGGACAGCUCCAAGGUCCAGGAGAAGGAGGCCGGGCCCUUGUGGAUCACUCUGGCUCUGCAGAAGCAGAAGGGCUUCAGGGAGCAGCAGCACAACCGAGAAGACCGGCGGGGCCACCGAGAGGCCAAACUGUCUGAAAAACACUCCCAACACAGAGACAGUGCGACCCUGCUGAGCCCCACAGAGAGCAAAGGGAGCAGCAGCACGAGUCCGUCUUCUAAACCGCGGACGCCAGAGGAGCCCAAGAGACCCGACAGCCUGCUGGGACGAUUUGAGCGCCGAGAACACCUGAAAAAAGCCAACACUUUACCGAGCUCCGUCACCGUUGAGAUCGCAGACUCCACGCCGUCGCCUCCUGCCGUCAAGGAGGUGUCGAAGCGCUUCCCGUCCAGCGACUCGCCGCAGGUGUGCACGGAGCCGGCGUGGCUGGCGCUGGCCAAGAGAAAGGCCAAAGCGUGGAGCGACUGUCCUCAGAUCAUCAAAUAACAAACCCCACCCACCCACCAAUCCACCCAUCACGGCUUCACAGCGGGCUCCGGCCUGCGAUGAGACUGCACACUGCCCACUGGACUCUGAGGCACCUGGAGAGUCACCACCACCUGCCCCCCCCUCCAAAACAAAGAAAACUCACCAUAAAAACAUCCUGACUGUGAAACAAGUAAAGCCCUCCAUCAUCAUCUUCAUCAUCAUCAUCAUCCUCGUGACCCCACACACACUGGCUGGUACUAUUAUCAUGUUAAAAGUGCGCUUCACAUUCAAAUACUCCGAUACAAUCGCACAGAUAUAUGUAAACAAUUGUUGAGCGCAUGCACAUACUGUAUACAAACACAAAGUAUAAUGUCCCACAUGUCGGAGUUUGGGAUGAGGGGUGGGGGUUGGAUCAGCCAAUCACAACCAUUGCAAUAGCCAACCCCAAUUCUUUUUUAAUUUAUUUUGUAGCCAACUGUGUUACCAUGGUUGUAAAUAAAUCAUUCGCUCCGCACAAUAAAAAGGUGAAGCACUUCUUUAGGCGAGAGGUGAAGCUCUGACAUGUGACGGUGUUUAAUCAGCAGAGGGAAACUGUCUGGAUCGUGUUUUAAAGGGCUACCAGUAUCAAUAACUCACCAUGACCCUGUUGGAUAUACUUCUAUAAAUGGAAGGGUUACAGGUAUUAUUUAUGUAAAGCAAAAGGAUUUUUCUAUGUGGUAACUAUGGAUGGAUUACUGAACGGGUCAGGGGCCCAAAGUGUCAGCGGCCCCUAUGAAUAGACUCAAAACGACUACAAAGAGAACAAGACAACCACAAAGAGAGACAAAAUGACCACAUGGAGACUCAAACUGACUACAGAGAGACAUAAAACCCCUAAACAGAUUAAAAACAGCUGCAAAGAGGACACAGACUCACAAUGACUAUUAAAGAAGGCAAAACAGCCACAAAGAGACACAAAGCAACUACAGGGAGACUCAAAAUCACUACAAAGAGAAAUUAAACAACUAUAAAGAGACAAAGAAUGAACACAGAUAGAUGCAAAACAACCACAAAGAGACACACAACAACUACAAGGAGACUUAAACUGACUACAAAGACACACAAAAGAGACACAAAGCAACUACAAAUUGUCACAAAAUUACCACAAAGAGGCACACAACAACUACAAAGAGACUCAAAUCGACUACAAAUAGACACAAAAUAACUAUAGAGAUGAAAAAUUGCUUCAAAGUGAACAUAGCCACGACCAUGAAAAGGGGCGGAACGGCCACAAAGAGACGCCAAUAAACUACAAAGAGACUCAAAACCAUUACAAAAAGAAACUAAAUGACUACAAAGAGAUUAAAAAUCACUAUAAAGACACAAAAUGACUACAAAGAGACUGAAAAUCAUUACAAAGACACACUAAAUGACUAGAAAAAGACUCAAAAUCCCUACAAACACAUUAAAUGACUACAAAGAGACUCACAAUGACUACAAAGAGACUCAAAAUCACCACACAGAGAUGCAAAACAGCCACAGAGAGACACACAACUAUUA